GGCUCUGCCUCACCUGGGAUGUCACUCGUGUUGUUGACUUGAGCUAUUAGCCCCACUGGGCCGCAGCCGGUCCCUUCUCGUCUGCCGCCCUCCUCUCAGAGUCUCACCCUUCCUCCGAAGCUCCUCGUUCUCUCCGCACCAAAUAGCCGGGCUUCGACUCGCACCAGCCCCUGUCGUCUGCAACCGUCGAUGGAGGUCAAAGUGAACCCUGUCUAUACACGGUCCCGUCUCGCCCGCUGGAGAGAUGCGCUCGUCUUCCCCACAUCCGUCUGCUGCUGUAUCCCGGUCCGGAUAGGCUUCCUAAUCAUGACAUUCCUUACCAUCCUUUUUGCAUUCGGCCUCUCUAUCGUCAUAUGGUUCGAGGUUUUUAAGAGCUCUAAUCCUCUUGAUGGGCCGACAGAGCGCAAGGCUUUCAUCUGUGCUGGCAUAUUGGAAUCAUCUCUUGCUCUUGCAGCCGUUGCAGGGUUCGUCGGCGCUGUCACUCGGCAAUACAAAUCCGUCUUGAUAUACACGUACUUCAUCUACGUUCACUUCUUUCUCAACAUCAUCAUCGGCAUAUGGUUUCUCGUUGCCAUUCGCCAAAGCAACCGUGACAUGUUUACUCAGGAAUGCGAUCACUUCGUCGACGAGAACAAUGACGAAACCUGUUCCAAACUAGCCGCCAUGUCAGAAGGGGUGUUUGUCGCUGUAACAGCAUGUGUUUUGCUUCUUGAACUCUACGGCGUUCUGAUAGCAUCGGGUUAUCGACGGCACCUACACGAGCAGAAAGAGAACCUCCGGCAGCAACGCCUGGGGUAUUACCACGCGAUGGGAACACCCGCACCUCUCCCCAAGCAUUCGCGCAGUGGCAGCACCCAGUCCGAAAACGCGCUACUCCACCCGACUAUGUCGCGUGAUAGCUCAUAUGUUUACGAGGAUCCCUAUGAAGAGAAUAACAUCAUGGAUAUUCGGCCAUUGUCUACAACAGACUAUCAACCCGUAUCAACCCAAAUUGAUCCUGAAGAUUUAAACGGGCGUAGUAUAGGCUACGGUCACACACCCGAGACGUCUUCUUCAUCGAGCGUCUCGACACGACGCAUGCGCUCACUUCCGCCGCUCCCUAGCUUAAACUCGAAUCCCAGAUCAAAUCCGAGCUCGGACCCGCUCCAGUCGGUGCGGCAGACGGAGUGGGCCAACGAGAAGGCACGACAACUCGACGGCCGUCCACGUCCACUUCCUCGCCGGGGCGAGUCAAGCUAUACCCGUCCGCCUGCGAAUCCCCCUCCACCGCUUGACGUCGACGUCGACUAUUCACGAGAUGAGAUAAGCACGGCGGUGUCGACGCAUGUGCAUUCUGCGCUUCUGGACCAUGCUGCAGUGAUGCAAGGAGCUUUCCGGCCUGUUUUUGUUCCCUCUCCUCGCGACCGAGCUCGGGGACGGACACUUGCAGGAGAUGAGCCACCACCGUACCGACAGAUGUCACGGCGGGCUCCAUAGUCUUCUUGCUUCCCUUGCUCAAUUUACCCGAUCUUAUCUGUACUCAAGUACUCACUCCUGUAUCCUCUUCAUAUUUGGACGUUUUACUAAGGUUUACGAUACGCUAUCGCAGCAGUCAAGUGCAUGUACAGUGUUUUGCUUACAAGCAAUAUUAUGGGACAAUUUG
Coniophora puteana RWD-64-598 SS2 is the source of this 1642-nucleotide messenger RNA. RefSeq lists its product as uncharacterized. The transcript is spliced from 4 exons. Bases 190 to 1476 code for a protein of 428 amino acids. Lineage: Eukaryota; Fungi; Basidiomycota; Agaricomycetes; Boletales; Coniophoraceae. The record is from RefSeq and is a predicted model, not a curated record.